Protopolystoma xenopodis is the source of this 243-nucleotide messenger RNA. Lineage: Eukaryota; Metazoa; Platyhelminthes; Monogenea; Polystomatidea; Polystomatidae. The record is from the annotation of a GenBank genome assembly.
AUGGCAAAACUCACUGAUGAUGCCGACUAUGAUGCUGGGAAUCAUGUCAACUACUAUGGCCAACGACUUCGGACUAGGUGCGUUCUACUAAAUCCUUCUGACAACAAGACCGAAUUGCGAGAACGAAGUCAACUCACUUCUAUAAAUCGAAAGAAGACUGCGACCAUACCAGAGAUCACAACAUCUUGGUCAUCCUAUCUAGGAUUAUUCAAGUUGUUUUUUUAUUCCACAGACCAGUUAUAA